This is a messenger RNA of Columba livia (rock pigeon), 2728 nucleotides long. Its product is annotated as KIAA1191 ortholog. NCBI's taxonomy places the organism in Eukaryota, Metazoa, Chordata, Aves, Columbiformes, Columbidae. Gene Ontology annotation, cellular component: cytoplasm. Bases 193 to 1116 code for a protein of 307 amino acids. The record is from RefSeq and is a predicted model, not a curated record. The transcript has 7 exons.
CGCGCCCAUAAGGGCUCUCCCGAGGGGGCGGUGGCCUUCGCGCUUUCCUUCCGGCGGCGGCGUCUGUCGUCCUGGGGCUCCGCCGGUCGGUGUCCCGGAGGCUCCGCCAUGGCGCCGUCCGGCCCGCCGGUAGCCAGCCCGCUGCCCCGCACUGAGCACCACUAGCCUCAGCCGAGCCCCUCCGCCGCCGCCAUGAGCUCCCGGCAGCCGGACGCUCCCGCUCUGGAGCAGGGCGGCGGGGCCCGUCCCGGCAAGAUGUCGCUGCCCCUCGGCGUGCCGCGGCGGGCCUUCAGCUACGACGAGGGCCUGGAGGACACGGCGCCCAUGACGCCGCCGCCCGCCGACCUGUGCGCCAGCGUCCUCUGGAAGCAGCCGGUCAUCCCCGAGCGCAAGUACCAGGAGCUCUCGAAGAUUGAGGAAGGGGAUGCUGGCGUGAAGGCACCUGUAAUGACUCCUUCAUCGUCCACCGAAAGUGUCAACAAGGUACCCGUGGUGAAGGCCAAGGCCACUCAUAUCAUCAUGAACUCUCUCAUUACAAAGCAGACUCAGGAGAGCAUCCAGCGCUUUGAGCAGCAGGCAGGGCUGAGAGAGGCUGGCUACACUCCCCACAAAGGCCUCACUACUGAGGAGACCAAGUACCACCGCGUGGCUGAGGCAGUCCAUAAGCUAAAAAUGCAGAGUGGAGAGAUGACAAAAGAUGACAAACAGACUUCUUCUGCUCAGUCCACUCCAAGCAGCACUCCCUACUCCUCUCCCAAGCAUAAAACCAGGGGUUGGUUUAGUCAGGGAUCCUCUGCUUCUAUCACGGGCCCAGACCUUGCCAUGGAAGGCAGUGGGGACAAAUUGCCAUCUGAGAGAUGGAGCUUUUUUGGACCCAAGGCCAUCCAGAAAUCCACAAACGAUCCAGGAGGUUUUACCAUCCAAUCCUAUAAGGGUGCCCAAAAGCCAUCCCCAAUGGAGCUGAUGCGUGCUCAGGCUACUAGGAUGCCAGAGGAUCCAGUCACCUUCAAACCACCCAAAAUGGACAUUCCGGUCACAGAAGGGAGGAAACAAUCUCCACGUUCCCACAAUAUCAAACCUCGGGAUCUGAACGUGCUCACUCCCACUGGGUUCUAGGAAAAAUGUUUCUGGGGUCGUAGCUAGACCCCCAGCUAACCCUCAGCAGGCCAGAGGGUGUCUUAGGCUCUGCUUUCCUGUUGUGCUGCAGUAAAAUAGGGAAGUCUCCCUUCCAGCUCUUCAUCUCAGAAAAAGUUGUGACUGUCCUCCUGAAGCCAGUCUUGGAAAAGCUCCUGCACUAGUACUAAACCAAUGUAAAUCAUCCUCUGUCAUGUUGCACCAGUUUGGUCUGCUGGGUUGCACCAGAUGUGCUUCCCAGUGCCCUGCACCACAGUAAAACCUUGAACCAUGUUUUGUGGGACAGACCUGCAUGUGGUGUGCGAGCAGGCUGGCUUGGCUGUGUUCUGAUUGUCUUGUCCUGCUCAGUGCUGAAGUACCCUCAGGAGCACCAUGGUUUUGUUUGGCAGGUACAGAACACCAGUGGAAUAUGAUGAAAACAAGAUGAGACUAAAAACUGGGCCAUUAACUGCCAGAAAGGAAGUUGCUCUGGGAAUGUGGUGGGUUGGUUUUAAAUGGGGCAACCCCUUAUGAUCCAAUUCAACACCUGGAACUGCUUUUGCCCUUGGAUAUUUAUUUUUUUUAGAGGAAAAGUGGAGCAGUAACCAUUCUAAGAUGCUCUUAAUAGGCAGGGAGCAGAAUCUAAUGUGGCUUGGCAGUAAUGAGGGAGAAUUGCUUCUUUUCCAACUCAUGUGCCUCCAAAAAGGUAGAAAUGACCAGAGUUGGUGUGGCUUGAACCAAGUAAUCUUCCUCUCUUCUUUCUUCAAAACAACACUGUCCUACCUUCUGCUAGACAACAGACUCGGAUGUUCUGGCACUCUGGGUGCUGCUUGGUAUUUUUUUCCUCUUUCUAGCAUUUUAUGAGUUACAUAGAAAUGUAUUAGACACCAGGGGCACUUCUCAAAUAGGGUGGUUUUGUUUCAUCAGCAUUAAACGCAUUUUCCAGGGCUGCAGAAGGACUGAGGGCAGAUCAAGGCUAAACAUUCCUCCCUGCUGUGACACAGCUCUAUGUAAUAUUUUGGCCAGUUACUGGGAACAGCUAACAUUUGCUUUCAUGAGAAGUGGAAGAACUCCUGGCUGUCAUUAAUCCCUUAAGCAUUAUUGGCAGUGUUGCUCUGUCAUCUUCACCUCUCCUGUGACAGACAGGACAGAGAGGUCUCGUCUUGAUCUCAUGGUUGCAUUGUGGAGCUCCCUCAGCCUUUCCAUAGUGAUGAGGUGGCAGCAGCUGCCUUGUGUCUGGUACUGGAAGCUUCUCUGUUGCCAGGACAUUAUACAGAGGUUACUCAACAGCUGGUAACUGUUUAACUCUGGGUUUUUUUGCUUUCUCAAACCAAACAUCCUGGAGGGUGAGGGCUGGCUCAUUUGGCUAGCUGCUGUCCCCUCUGGAGAAGCACAUUUUGUGGCUCUGCUUCCUCUACAGCUUCAACAGCACUGCCAAUGAUGUGUCAUGUUCAGUUUCCCACCUAACCAAGCAGUUUUCACUGUUGCUAUUCAUUUGCACCUUGGCAAUCAGUCUUGCAUUUGACAUUAAUUUAUUUGUUGUCUGUAUUCAUGUCUUUAGUGUGUGAUUUUUAUUUUUUUUUUGUUACAAGAAAAUAAAAUCCUUGUGAAUGAA